This is a messenger RNA of Pseudovirgaria hyperparasitica, 4700 nucleotides long. RefSeq lists its product as uncharacterized. The transcript is spliced from 3 exons. Gene Ontology annotation, biological process: mRNA export from nucleus; protein import into nucleus. The record is from RefSeq and is a predicted model, not a curated record. Gene Ontology annotation, molecular function: structural constituent of nuclear pore. Bases 120 to 4631 code for a protein of 1503 amino acids. Gene Ontology annotation, cellular component: nuclear pore. NCBI's taxonomy places the organism in Eukaryota, Fungi, Ascomycota, Dothideomycetes, Acrospermales, Acrospermaceae.
AAGCCACCCGCGAUCGCGAAGUUGCCGCUCGAGAGGCUCGCAAGUGGCACAGUCAGGUCGAAGGAAGCGCCCGCGAGUCGAGCAUUUUACGACAACAGCUGCGCGACCUCAGCGCGCAGAUGAGAGUGUUACUCGUUGAACUACAGGCUAGAGAGAGUGGCCUUGAUAGUCUUAACGGCGAACAGCGACAAAUCUUCCAGCGCAUCGCUAAUGGUGAGCUGGACGAGGCUGAGCUCAGCGAAUUGAGUCCGGUCAAUCAAUUAAUAUCCCAACGCCUAGUCAUCUUCCGCACUGUGAGCGAGCUCCAGGAACGCAACACUGAGCUCCUUGAGGCGACUCGCAAUUUCGCACAGCGAAUGGAGGGAGAAGAAGCCAAAGCCAAGGCCGAGCAGCAAGAGAAGGAACUGAAAGAACUUGAACAACUACGGGACCGAUGUGCAUCGUAUGAGGACGAAGUAAAAUCGCUUAAAACUCGUUCUCAAAGCUACAUUAAAGAGAGGGACAUGUACCGUCGGAUGCUCACUCACCGCGGUCAACUACCUCCGGCGGACGACCUUGCAUCCCAGUUCGGACAAUCUGUCGAUGGCCGAGCGUCACAAGUGGGAGGAGAGGCGACCCAUGAGCCACUCCAAUCAAAGGAUAUCGCGGAUUACGCAAAGAUCAUCAAGGACAUGCAAGCUCACCUUGACGCGAUGAAGAAUGAAGCCGAUACUGACCAUGCCAUUCUGAAGCAGCAACGUGAUCAGUUGGCUAAAGAGAGAGGCACCUUACAAAGUGAGAAUGCCAAAUUCAGUAGCCAGCUCUCCCUUGAGCACCAACGCUAUGAACUGCUAAAUUCGACUUUGUCAUCAAUGAAAGCUGAAAAUGCCGAGCUGAGGCAAAGAACCGAUACUCUGAGGGAAGCUGCUGCCAAGCAGGACCUUAGAACUCAGCAGGUAGCUGAGGAUCUGAUCGAGGCCAAGACAUUGGCAGACAGUACUAGGAAUGAGGUCAACAACCUGAAACAGCUCAACGAGAUGCUCAAGAGAUCCGAAAAUAGACUAACAGAGGACAACAAAACGCUACUGGAAGAGAGAGGGCGACUGAACAAGCUUGUCAGCGACCUACAAACUCUUCAAAAUGAGCGGGAGCUGUCUGAGUCUGAGAAUCGACGCCGUCUUCAAACCAAAUCCGACGCUCUUGAGUCCGAACUAAGCACCAUCAAGCGCAAGCUAGAUGAAGAGGUAGAAGAGUCUAAGAAAGCAGCUCUCAGACGGGAGUACGAACAAGAGAACAGCAGAGCGCAGAUUGACGACCUUCAGAAGAGCCGGCAGAAUAUCAAGGAGGACCUGGUAGCUGCUCAGACAUCGCGAGAUCUUCUCCAAGCACGGGUGGAGGAGUUGAAGAUCGAAUUGAAGAAUGCGGAGGCCCGCGCCGACGCAUUGCAGCCGCGUCCCUCGACCCGCCCGGAUAUCGCGUCCGCCGAAGAUGAUAUGAACGCCCUCAGCCGUGAGCAAGAACUUGCUGUUGAAGUAGCUGAUCUAAAACGUGAUCUUGAGCUCACUAAAGCUGAGGUUGAAUCUGCAAAUGUCCACGUCGAGAACUACAAGAACAUUGCCCAAGAUGCCGAAGAACAACUAGCAAGCAUCACCGCCAUGAGUGACCAAUACUCAGAAGAGACUGAUGCCCUGAUCAAGGAGAAGGAUGCCAAGAUUUCUGAUCUAGGAAAGCGUGUUGACGAAAUUACGUCUGAACUUGCAUCUACAAGCACGGAACUUACUGAUCUGCAAGCAAUUCAAGCCGAAGCCGACUCCAAAUUCAACGACCAGAAGUCCGCCCUAGAAGCAGACAUUUCUCGCUUGAAGGAUGAAUGUGAAAGAUGGCAGGAAACGGCCAACUUCCAUCAAGAAGACAAAAAGACGCAGGCUGAGAUUGCGCAGCACGCGCAGCAGAGCUAUGAGAACGAACUUGUGAAGCACGCAGAAGCCACAACAGCUCUUCAAAAGAUUCGAGGUGAAUACAACGAGCUCAGAACGGAGGUUGCUAGUAUCAAGGCCGAGGCCGAGACUGCAAAGACUGCCCUGGCCCAGAACGAAAAGACUUGGUCCGAAACCAAGGACCGAUACGAGCGUGAAGUGACGAAUCUCAAGAUGAGGCGCGAGGAGAUUGACAAUCAGAAUAAGCUGCUCCAUCAACAGCUUGAUAAUGUCAGCUCCCAGAUCACGGCGCUGAAACAAUCACGAACGAACGGGGCUACUGAUAACGAGGCGUCGGUCGCAUCUCCAGGUCCAGGCGGAGACAGUGUUCAAGAAGUAAUUCGCUACCUUCGACGCGAGAAAGAGAUCGUCGAUGUGCAAUAUGAAAUGUCGAUCCAGGAACAGAAGCGUCUGCGUCAGCAACUUGAAUACACUCAAACACAACUCGAGCAGACUCGCGAAAAGCUGAGCCACGAGCGCCAAUCGCAGCUCGACAAGGAACAGAAUGCACUAAGCCACACCCAACUCAUAGACACCAUCAACGAACUCAAUGUCUUCAGGGAGAGUAGUACGACUCUUCGUCACGAGGCCAGACAGGCCCAGAAGCAGCUUGCAGACAAGGUAGCUGAAGUCGAAAAUCUCGUUAGCCGUAUACAACCUCUUGAGGCCAGAGUACAGGAGCUUGAAAAUGAACUUGAGAACAAGAAUGACAACAUAGGUCUGCUAGAAAAACUGCGCGACGAGCUGCAGCAGCGCAAUCAGAACAUCCUGUCGAAGUACAACCGCAUCGAUCCUGCCGAGCACGACAGUCUGAAAGAGCAAGUUGCCACCUUGCAGACCGAACUUGAGCAAGCUGUGGCCGAAAAACAACCCCUGCAAGAAAGAUUGGACGGCCAUGUGGAGGAGAUGCGUCUGGCAUUAGAACAACAACUGACCACCUUCAAUGAGCGUAGAACGAAGCUUGUAGAGCAAUCGAAGGCUCAUGACGCAAAGCGACUCCAGAGAAUCACUGCUCUUCAGACAGAAAAGAACGAAGUCGCCAGCCAACUUGAAGCCACCAAGCUCGAGCUCGAGUCUACUAAAACUGCACGAGAUGAUGCGCUUGCAGCCGCUGAACAACGAGAUACGGAGAUGGGUGAGGGCGCGGAGAGUGGCGAGGUGGAUGAGACCAAGGCAGCGCUCGAGGCUCAGGUUGCAGAAGCAGAGGCUCGUGCAACUGCAGCGGAGACGAAGGCAGCAGAAGAAUUGUCCAAAUCGAAUGCUCUUGACGCCAGCAUUGAGAGCCUGCGGGCAAGGGUCUACGAAUUAGAGCAACAAAUUAACACAUUGCAACAUCAGCUCGAAUCCAGCAAAGCAGAGCUCACCACGCUCCAAGAAUGUCAUUCUGAGGGUCAGAUUCCAGAUACCUCUACCGAGCUCGAAGGACUUCAAGCAGAGCUAGCCAGCAUUAAGCAAGAGAACGAGGCUCUUCGCGCCUCUGUCAUCACGAAUGGAGGACCGGCAACGGACGAGGCAGAGAAUGACGAGCGAUUGUCCGCAGAGCAAAUCACAGAGCAGGUCAAUACCAUCAAGGCUGAACUUGAAGCGAAACAUGCGGACAGAAUGGCAACCCUAGAAGAAACGUUCAAGAAAAGGUCUGAGAAUAUGAAAAAUCAGCUUAACACGAAGUUAAGGGAAAAGAACGAAGCUUUGGCACAGAUGAAGACGGAGCAUGAGGAGGCGGUCAAUCGUCUUAAAUCCGAGCACUCUGAAGAAUUGUCAAGAAUUAGCUCUGAACAUGCAGAUGAGGUUGCACGCCUGAACUCCGAAUUCACGAAUCGAUCUCAAGUGUCGUCAACGGUUGAAGAGUCCCAGCCUAAGGCAGCUCCGACUGUGAAGGCCGAGGAGAGUGGGUCGAAGCCCGCACCGACUCCUGCGAUGAACGGAGGUGCAAAUUCGACCAUGAGUCGCGACGAAGUUCUUAAAUCUUUGACCGACCCCGAGGUCAAAGAUCUAGUCGCUAAAAAUGCUACCAUCAAUGGAAUUAUCAAACGUAAUAUUCAAACCAAGUUGGCCCUGGAGAAGGAUACAUUCACCAAGAGCUUAAACGCCGAGCACGAGAAGGCGCUCGAGGCUGUGAAGUCCGAGGCAGCUACUACGAUUGCAAAAGGUGAUGCUAAAGUCAAAAAUGCAGAGAUGAUGUUACAAAAACGUUACCAGAUAAAGAGAACACGUCUACACCUGCAAUUGCAUCGAGCAUGGCACAGCCUCGACCAGGAAUGUUCAGUGUUCAACCAGGCGGCCAAACGAGUACAAACCAGGCCCGACAGAACGCGGGGGCUUCCAACACAACAUCAGGAACGUUCGGAACGCCGACACCAGCCUUCCAGUCGUCGUUACCAGGUCAAGGGCAAUCGCAAGGCCUUCCUCAAAAUCCUAAUGCAGGACGAGGCAACUUCGGCAGAGGCACCUUUAGUGCCCGUGGUGGCAUCAGCAUGCCUCGAGGAGGUCCUGGUGGUGUUGCUCAACAAGCAGCUCAAAUCACCAGCCAGGUUCCGCAGCCGGGAAGUGGCAUUCCUCGUGGAGGAGGCGGCAUUCCUCGCGGACGUGGACGCGGCGCCCGAGGAGGAGGAGGAGCUCCAACAAACCUCGCCGCAAAUUCAACAACAAGCAGCGACCAACCAGGCUCGCCCAUGAACCCAGGUGCACAACACUUCGUACCUCGCGGCGGCGGCGCGCAGAAGCGAGGUCGGGACGACAGCGGCA